Messenger RNA from Lodderomyces orthopsilosis Co 90-125, 1350 nucleotides. RefSeq lists its product as uncharacterized. The coding region runs from base 1 to 1350 and encodes 449 amino acids. Gene Ontology annotation, molecular function: protein binding. The record is from RefSeq and is a predicted model, not a curated record. The transcript has a single exon. NCBI's taxonomy places the organism in Eukaryota, Fungi, Ascomycota, Pichiomycetes, Serinales, Debaryomycetaceae.
AUGAAAAAGUACCAACUUAUUGGCCGCAAGCUGAACAAUAGAUUCCCCACCAGAAAAGGAGCAAUCAAUUAUCCACCAUUACAUUUAUAUUCUUUACCAUUGGAGAUACUACUACGAAUAUUUCGAUCUUUACACCACAAUGGACAACCGUUAUUACCUGUGGCUCGAGUAUGCAAAAAUUUUUACCAAAUCAUAUGCAAGUACUUUAUAUAUCGACAAAUUAAGUUCAAGACAUCAGUGGAGUUUUUCAAAUUUGCUAAUCAGCAUUUAAAUGGAGAAGUGAGUAAUAAGAUCAACUACCUUGAGAAUGUGACAUUUGUAAACCCUCAGAUUAAAAAAUCAUCAAACCAAAGUAUCAAUAUAGCUGGAAGCUAUGCUGUGGAAUCAAAUAGUCGAACGAUGGACACGUUGAGUUACACCGAGUUUAUUUCAACAUUGGGGAAUUUGUUUAGCCAUGCUUAUGGAUUGAAAUGUGUCCAGUUUACUGAAAUCGCUCCAGAGUUUGCAUUUCCAUUGGAGUUUAAGCAAAAAGCAUCUACGAGUUUGUUCAAGAGGAAAGUGACAAAGAGGAAAAGAAGUCUUGAAAAGUUGGUUCUUAGACCUCAAUCGGGAUGGUCCAUUCCAUUGAAAGAUAUACAUUUGUCACUAUUUUGCGAGUACUUCGACUCAAUUGCGGAGUUGCACUUGAUUGACUUUAUAAUCGAUCAACCUAUAAAUGUUGAUAUCAAAGUGCGGAAGCUAAUUCUCCAAUCAUGCUCGUAUUCGAUAAAGAAAAUUAAAUCACCGAGCCCAUUAUUCAAAGAUGUCUCAGUUUUGGAAUUGCAAGGUCUCACGAGUUCAAUGCAACUCUCCUUAAUCGAUUUAGUGAAGCUUAACAACAAAUUAAAUACAUUAAUUCUUGACUUGAUGUCAAGUGUGUUUUACGCAAAUGGAGAGUUUAAUUUUACCAAAUUCAAUCCAUUUUUCCGUCUUUUAUGUUCAGGAGAAGGAAGUUAUGCAAAUUUAAAAACCCUUGUUUUGAAAAAUUUCGAUUUGUUUAAUUAUCUCAAACAUGAUGAUUUACAUGAAGAUGUUGACUCAUGGAUUGAACCUCCAACGAACAACUUUGAGACAUUUAUGAAGUAUGUCUCUUUUGUCCCUAGUUUGAUUAUAGUUUUGAAGAAGACGCCCGUGAGAGUAAAUACUUGCAAGAAAUGUGGGUUCAAGAAACAACAACUGGAUAAAUUGAUCGAAACUUUAACUCCUCAGGAAUGGGAAAUAUUUUUGAAACGGUUGGAGCUUCAGGAUAACAAAUUAAAGAUUCAACUACAUGACCUGGUGGAUCUAUACACUAUAUCAAAAUACAACUAG